Molecule: messenger RNA, 930 nt
Organism: Penicillium cinerascens
Lineage: Eukaryota; Fungi; Ascomycota; Eurotiomycetes; Eurotiales; Aspergillaceae
Exons: 2
Coding region: 1-930 (309 amino acids)
Biological process (GO): iron-sulfur cluster assembly
Cellular component (GO): cytoplasm
Molecular function (GO): iron-sulfur cluster binding
Source: RefSeq, a predicted model, not a curated record
AUGGCUCCCUCCUUCGUGACCAUUGAUACCAGCGACGACAUCGACAUGGCUCCUGCCCCCAAGCCCGUCGAUGCGCCGCGUACUCUCCUCCUCGCACCCCCCUCCAUCGCCACUCACGAAGAGAAAUUACGAGCCGUCUUUACCACCUUCGACCGCCAAUCCACCGACCUCCAAAUGCUCGACCGGCUCUCUGCCGGCUUCGUCUCCCUCCCUACAAACACAUACGAUAUUGUCCUCGUCCUCACCGACACCGACGGCUCACGGCGCACCGAGGCCCUGGCACUCCUCACUCGAGAUGUAUACACCGCCCUCGUGCCGGCCAUGAAGCCAGGCGCGAAGCUACAAACACAAGAUAAAGCACUAGAUAUCUCCGAGGCAAUGGAGGCCGUUCUGGCCGGCCUGGUACAGACAGCCUUCGGCUUCGAGAAACCCAAUUACGAACAAUCCUCCGCCGUGCCUCUCAAGUUCGGCAGCAAGAAGAAGACCGCCCCACCCGCGAUACCCGCCAUGGGAUUUACGGACGACUUUAACGGGAACAACCAUAACCGGGAUGAUAACGACGAGCUGAUUAAUGAGGAUUCGCUUCUGGAUGAGGAGGAUUUAACCAGACCCAUCAUGCCGCCCCCCGAGUGUCAACCCAAGACCGGUCGGCGGCGGCGAGCCUGCAAGGACUGUACAUGCGGUCUCGCAGACCGUCUGGAGGCGGAGGAUAAGGAGCGCCGCGCGAACGCAGAUAAGAGUCUGAACGUGAUGAAGCUAGGCACGGACGACUUGAACGAACUGGACUUUACCGUCGAGGGCAAGACUGGUUCCUGUGGAAGCUGUGCACUUGGAGACGCCUUCCGAUGUGACGGCUGCCCUUACAUGGGUCUCCCUGCAUUUAAGCCCGGCCAGGAGGUGCAGAUCCUGAACGAUGUCGCUCAGUUGUAA